Striga asiatica is the source of this 477-nucleotide messenger RNA. The record is from the annotation of a GenBank genome assembly. Lineage: Eukaryota; Viridiplantae; Streptophyta; Magnoliopsida; Lamiales; Orobanchaceae.
AUGGACCCCAUCUCUACUCUUCUAUUCUAUUUGACGUAUGAGCGGGGCCGUGUAGAGGUUUUAGAGGAGACACUGCAGCUGUGGAUGAACGAUUCAGAGAACAAACACCAGAUGCUAGUCACGCAGGCGGAGCACGUUCACAAUUUGGAGCAGCAGCUUACGGAGGCACAACUGAAUCAGGUAGAACACCAUGUUGAUCAUUACUACCAGCAGCAUCAGAUGGAACAAGAACGCUGUGAAGAGAUGGAGCAUGAGCUAGUUGAUAAAGAACAUCAGAUAGCAGAACUGGAUAGUAAAGUGAAGAAUUUGGAACUCGAACUCAAAGUGAAGGAUGAUGCAAUGGCUAGGAUGGAAGUAGAGAAUCAAAGGCUUCGCCGAAGGGUCUCUUUAGGAGGACAGCGGAUUGACAUUCUUGAAUGUCAAUUUACCGCAGAGAGACUCGUCUCCCAGCAGCCUACCACUUUGAUGGGACCUUAG